This is a messenger RNA of Phragmites australis (common reed), 1391 nucleotides long. RefSeq names its product protein trichome birefringence-like 19. Gene Ontology annotation, cellular component: Golgi apparatus. The coding region runs from base 31 to 1281 and encodes 416 amino acids. Gene Ontology annotation, molecular function: O-acetyltransferase activity. Lineage: Eukaryota; Viridiplantae; Streptophyta; Magnoliopsida; Poales; Poaceae. The transcript has a single exon. The record is from RefSeq and is a predicted model, not a curated record.
CAUAGCCACGACACCGCUGGCUGCCCACCCAUGAAGACGCUCCCGAUGAUUCCGUCCAUCCGUGGCCUCCUCACCGGAGAUCGCCGCGGCCGCCACGCUGUUCCCAGGGCCGCGUCCGUUCCCGCGCUUCUCUUCUUCGCCGUCGCCACGUUCUCUGUCUUCUUCCUCAGGUCCUUCCAAUGGUCACCCAUUUUCUCCUUCGGCAGCGCCACCUGCGACCCCACGCGGGGCCAGUGGGUGCGCGACCCCGACGCGCGGCCGUACUACACCAACGCGACGUGCGCGUUCAUCGAGGGCUACCAGAACUGCAUGAAGCACGGCAAGCCGAGCCUGGAGUUCCUGCGGUGGCGGUGGCGGCCCUACGGCUGCGGCGAGCUGGAGCGCUUCGACGCUGCGCGGUUCUUCGGUCUCGUCCGGGGCAGGUCGAUCCUCUUCGUCGGGGACUCGCUGGCCAGCAGCCACGUCCGGUCUCUCGUGUGUGUCCUGUCGCAGGUGGAGAAACCGGCGAGGUCGCGCGCGGGGAGUUUCGACCACUGGCGCUUCCCGGCGCACGAGUUCGCUGUGGUCUUCUUCUGGACGCCGUUCCAGGUCCGGUGGCGCCUGACGCGCGGCCCGCCGUUGGCGGUCGGGCCGGACCGGCAGGGCGAGGUGUUCGCUGGCCCGAGCGACCUCCACCUCGACGAGCCCGACCAGCGGUGGACGUCCGCGGCCAGGGACCAUGACUACGUGGUCGUGUCCGCGUCGCACUGGUUCGCACGCCCCGCCGUGUACUACCGCGGCGGCCGCGCCGUCGGGUGCCACGGCUGCUGCGUUACGGGCAACGUCACCGCGCUCAAGCCGCAGUACGCGCAGCAGGCCGCGUUCCGCACCGUGCUCCGCACGCUCGCGGGAAUGGACGGGUUCAGGGGCACGGCGAUCCUGCGGACGGUGGCGCCGACGCACUACGAGAACGGCGGGUGGUUCGACGGCGGGGAGUGCACGGCCACGCAGCCGACCGACCCCGAGGACCCGGCGGAGGUGGCGGAGCCUGAGGCCGAGUUCUACAGGGCGCAGGUGGAGGAGUUCAAAGCAGCGGAGCAGUUGGCGCGGAGGAACGGCGUGCGGCUGAGGCUGAUGGACGUGACAAAGAUAAUGCUGCGCCGGCCGGACGGGCACCCCGACCGGUACGGCCACGGCCCCGGCGAGCACGACGGCUUCGACAUCGACUGCCUGCACUGGUGCCUGCCGGGACCGAUCGAUUUAUGGAACGAGCUGCUGAUUCAGAUCCUGGCCCGAGGUUAAUUAGACGCACCAAGAUUCAGGGCCCUCGAAUUCGUGCCAUCUCUUCUGAGUAAUCAGUAACUAAAGAGCGAUGCAGACCAAAAUUUUCCGUUGAUUUCCUACAUUUUUUC